Diospyros lotus (date-plum) is the source of this 2325-nucleotide messenger RNA. RefSeq lists its product as uncharacterized. The record is from RefSeq and is a predicted model, not a curated record. Bases 164 to 1936 code for a protein of 590 amino acids. Gene Ontology annotation, cellular component: preribosome, small subunit precursor; nucleus; preribosome, large subunit precursor. Gene Ontology annotation, biological process: rRNA processing. The transcript has a single exon. Lineage: Eukaryota; Viridiplantae; Streptophyta; Magnoliopsida; Ericales; Ebenaceae.
UUGGACAAAGCUCCCCAACUCGCAAGUUCCUUCGUCCCCUACCCACUUCACGUCUGUCAUAUUCAUCAUAUUAGGGUUCCGCGCUACGCAUUCCCUUUCAUCAAUCAGUCGCGUUCCUCUCCAUCUUCCUCACCGAUCGCCCGGUCGUGGGAGCCUCUCUGCUAUGGAGGAGGAGGGAUCCACAUUCCCCGUUGUUAGCGACGGCGUCGGAGCUUCUCUCAUCAGGGACUUGGCCUCCUGCAACAAGGCCACCAGAGACAAAGCCCUGAAGCAGGUCCUCAAAUCCUGGCUUCCGUCACAGUCGCCGGACCAAGUCUCCGACGAAGACAUGAAGAAGCUCUGGAAGGGACUCUUCUACUGCGUUUGGCACGCCGACAAGUCCUUCGUCCAGUUAGACCUCAUCAACCGUCUCUCCUCCCUUCUCCUCGCGCUCCCUCUCCCUCUCUCUCUCCACUACAUCUCCGUCUUCUUGCUCACCAUGCGCCGAGAGUGGUCCGGCAUCGACGCCCUAAGGUUAGACAAGUUUUAUCUCUUGAUCCGCCGCUUUCUACACUUUUCGUUUAUCAUGUUAAAGAAGAAUUACUCUUGGGACUUGGAGAUCUCACGUCGAUUCUUGGCCAUUUUGGAAGAGAAAACCUUUUUCGCUGAUGACAGGUUCCUUGGCAACGGAGUUAAUUACCAUCUUGCCUCCAUUUUUCUGGAAGAACUUAGCCCUUUCCUUCCCAUCAGGUCCGAAGCGGUGGUUGUCAUUUUUGAACCCUUGGUUCGCCUCAUGGCGCAUUGUCUAGAUAAGGUGUUAUUGGGUAAGGUUAAGUCUAAUAUAUUCGAUGUGUUCUUGAGAAUGGGAUGGAGUUUGCUGGAGCUCAAGAAAGCGGGAGCUGAUUCGCCCGACGAAAAUGUGGUGCGACUUGGGAGUAUAGCAUUGACGCUGGGGUUUUCCACGAAGUUCUAUGAUUUGGGUAGUUCCCAUGAUUGCUUUCAAGCAAAUAGAAAGGUUCUCUUCAGUUUGCAUGAGGAUUUCUUGAGGUUGGAGAAGGAUUUAGCGUCUUCUGGGAUUGAAAUAUCAAUUCUUGAUGUAAUGGUUCAUGAUGAAGACGAGGUUCCUGAGUUAAUAGCUAUUGCUUCCGAGACACAAGUAGCUGCUUCUGAGGUUGUCUCAGAACCAACUGAAGUUGCCUUCAAAGAUGAGAAUGCAUCUGCAAAUAAGCCUUUGAAGAAGAAGAAGUCCAAGAAGACUUCUAAUGAAAGCAAGGAUGAGGCUGAGGAAUUGGACGGAGUCGAUAAGGUGGCAGAGAAGAAGAAGAAGAAGAAGAAGAAGAAGGAGAAGAAGAAGAAGGAGGAGGAGGAGGAGGAGGUUGAGCUACCUGAGAUACGCCCCGUGGUAGUUGAGAAUGGGGAUGUAAUUCCUGCUAAUGAGAAGAUUUCUAGCAAUGGAACAACUAGUGACGAGACAAUUAAUUCUCUGUUUAAUGAGUCUGUCAUUUCAAAUCUUCAAAUCCAAUUUGAGAAGGUUGCUGCAAGAGCUGCAUUGGAUAAGGAUGAUUCAAGUUCACAUGGUUCACUGGAGAUUACACCUGCAACUACCAUUUCAAAGAAGAGAAAGAGAGUAAAGAAUGUGGGUGGCAAGGACAAUUGCAGUCUGGACCAAACUGGUGAAGGAAAGAGUGAGGACAAGAGUGCCAAGAAGGUUAGGUUUUCUAUGAAAAAUAAUUUGGUCUGGAAGCCCCACGGUCCAUUGCCUCCGCAGAGUCUGAGGUUGCCGCCCUCUGUUACUCCCAGAGGCAGUGCACUUAAGAAAGGAGUACCUCCAGGCCCCAUCAGGGAGAUGCCUGUGGUAACAAAGAAGGUUAAGCAGAAGAAGAAGGGCCGAAAAGGAAAUAAAACAAUCUCCCCCGCCAUCAGAAGACUGAGGAAGCUACGAAUGCUUUCAAUUUAAUAAAAUCGGGGUUAUGCAUUCAUUUGCUUUGUAAUUGUUCUUUACAGUGGUUGAGAAUUUCAAGAUCCUGUGCUCAUCUCAGUUGGCUUCUUUAGGGUAGUAAUUCUAGGCCUCAUUGCAUUAUCAUAUUCUCAAUCCUUUGCUAAAGUUAUAAAAGGGAAAAAAGAGAGAAAAAAACAAAAAGGAGAAACAAUGACUUGAGUUGGAUCCCAUGCUUUUGGAAGGAUUUUGGCAAUAUUUUUCUUUCAGGAGUGUUAUUUCUUUUAGGAUUUAGUUUUUUUUUUCCCCUUUGAUCUUGUUUCAAAUUCUCAUGUGCUUUCAUCAAGUAGUAUAUUGUACUUGACACUGUAAAUUGCCCAUUAUUUGAAUAUGCUGCUAAUUUAAAGGAA